AUGGCCGCUUCAAACUCUCUCCCUCAAAUCAAAUCCAUUUUACCAACCCACUUCCUCCUCCCUUCCUCCACCACCCAAUGCUACUCCUUUCCCGGGACUAGGCCCAGGCCCAUCCAAUCCGUUCACGCGGCUGACAACUCCGUCAAUGUAGUGACCAACGGCAAACAGCAGCAAUCGACGCGCGAGGCCAAGUGGGGCAUCGACAGCUGGAAGUCCAAAAAGGCCCUCCAGCUCCCAGAAUACCCGAACCAAGAGAAGCUCCAGGCGGUGCUCAAGAGCCUCGAAGCAUUCCCUCCCAUCGUCUUCGCCGGUGAGGCUCGUGACCUCGAGGAGCGCCUCGCCGAUGCCGCCAUGGGGAACGCGUUCCUCCUCCAGGGUGGAGAUUGCGCCGAGAGCUUCAAGGAGUUUAACGCCAACAACAUCCGCGACACCUUCAGAAUCCUCCUCCAGAUGAGCGUCGUUAUGAUGUUCGGUGGCCAGAUGCCCGUUGUUAAGGUGGGACGAAUGGCGGGUCAGUUCGCAAAACCGAGAUCCGAGCAGAUGGAGGAGAGGAAAGGGGUGAAACUCCCCAGUUACAGAGGCGAUAAUGUAAACGGAGAUGUGUUCGAGGAGAAAGCCAGAAUUCCUGAUCCUGAAAGGAUGAUUAGAGCGUAUAGUCAAUCCGCUGCUACUCUGAAUCUUCUGAGGGCAUUUGCAACGGGAGGCUACGCUGCUAUGCAAAGGGUUGGCCAGUGGAAUUUGGACUUCACAGAGCACAGCGAGCAAGGAGACAGGUACCUAGAGUUUGCUCACCGAGUCGAUGAGGCCCUUGGUUUCAUGGCUGCUGCAGGCCUCACGGUGGAGCAUCCCAUAAUGAAAACAACUGAGUUCUGGACAUCACAUGAAUGUCUGUUAUUGCCUUAUGAACAAUCACUCACUAGGAUGGAUUCAACUUCUGGUCUCUACUAUGACUGCUCCGCACAUAUGCUUUGGGUUGGGGAACGGACCAGGCAGCUGGAUGGUGCUCAUGUUGAGUUUCUAAGAGGAGUUGCUAAUCCUCUUGGAAUCAAGGUAAGUCACAAGAUGGAUCCAAGUGAGCUUGUUAAACUGAUCAACAUCUUGAACCCCCAAAACAAACCAGGCAGAAUAACUGUUAUCACGAGGAUGGGAGCGGAAAAUAUGAGGGUCAAGCUUCCACAUCUGAUCAGGGCAGUGCGCGGAGCUGGACGUAUAGUGACUUGGGUCAGUGAUCCUAUGCAUGGAAACACAAUAAAGGCUCCGUGUGGACUCAAAACUCGCCCCUUUGAUGCCAUCAGGGCGGAGGUGAAAGCAUUCUUCGACGUGCAUGAACAGGAAGGAAGCCACCCAGGUGGGGUUCAUCUAGAGAUGACGGGUCAGAAUGUGACUGAGUGCAUUGGUGGGUCGAGAACUGUCACCUUUGAUGAUCUGGGCUCACGUUACCACACUCACUGUGACCCCAGGCUUAAUGCUUCACAAUCUCUUGAACUUGCUUUCAUCAUUUCUGAACGCCUCCGAAAGCGUAGGAUCGCGUCGGAUCGCCGCAGUAUCUUUUCUCCUUUUCCUUAA
This is a messenger RNA of Sphenostylis stenocarpa, 1566 nucleotides long. Lineage: Eukaryota; Viridiplantae; Streptophyta; Magnoliopsida; Fabales; Fabaceae. The record is from the annotation of a GenBank genome assembly.